AUGGAAAACGAGCAUGAGUCUUCGACAGAAAUUUCAACAGAUAGCUCAAGUAAUACCGACAGCAUUCAAAAUGUUGACAAUCAAUGCAUAGAAUUAUCCAAUGAGGAGCAAAGGAUAAAGGAUCAAGCGGACGUCGAUUUAACAUUGGAUCUAGGAAGCAUGUUGCCAAAUUAUGAUCGUGUUUCUGAGAAUGAGAAUGAUGAUUCAUUAGAAAAGCUCUCAGCUGUUCUUGAACAGCCAGAAGACUCGGUGAUUUUAGAGGGCGCGCAGUCAGUAGAAGAUGGCCAAGACGAUAAAGAUUUAAAGUACACACUAUGUUAA
Molecule: messenger RNA, 321 nt
Organism: Bombus huntii
Lineage: Eukaryota; Metazoa; Arthropoda; Insecta; Hymenoptera; Apidae
Exons: 1
Coding region: 1-321 (106 amino acids)
Source: RefSeq, a predicted model, not a curated record